This is a messenger RNA of Panicum virgatum (switchgrass), 1496 nucleotides long. RefSeq lists its product as uncharacterized. NCBI's taxonomy places the organism in Eukaryota, Viridiplantae, Streptophyta, Magnoliopsida, Poales, Poaceae. The transcript has 4 exons. Bases 78 to 1364 code for a protein of 428 amino acids. The record is from RefSeq and is a predicted model, not a curated record.
CCCAUUCGACCACCGACAGUCGAAGCGAAGCGACAGGCGCGAGGGCGCAUUCCCCAAAAUCCGCAGGGCGGGGUCGGAUGGCCGCCUUCGCCGCCGGACCUCUGCGGCAAGGCGUCUCCUUGCGCGUCGAUGGCGGGGACCGCAAGGCGGCGCCGGCGCCGGACUGGGCGUCGCUGCACGUCGACCUGACGCAGCUCAUCGCGGCGCGGGUGCUCGCCACGGGGGGUUUCGUAGACUACGUCCGCUUCCGCGCGGUCUGCCCCCAAUGGCGCGCCGCCGCCGCCUCCCCACGCGGCCGCGCCCUGCUGGACCCGCGCUUCCACCCGCGCUGCUGGAUGCUCUUCCCGGAGGGCUUCGGCCGGUUCCCGGGCCACCGCGCGGACGGCGGCCACGCCCGCUUCUUCGACCUCUCCGCCGCCGGCGCCUUCAUCCGCGUCCCCCUCCCGGAGCUCAAGAACCACUGCGUCCUCGACUCCCCCGACGGCCUCCUCCUCCUGCAGCGCGAUGCGGACACCGCCGUCCGCCUGCUCCACCCCUUCACCCGCGACGUCGCCGAGUUCCCGGACAUGAGCCGCCUCGCCCAUCAGCUGCACCAUCUGGAGUACGAGCUCACCGUCGAUUCCCCGUAUAAUUUCAAUAACUGGUUGUACUCUGCCUCGCGAUACUUGCAUCAAGCCCGCAAGCUUUGUGCUGCCGUCAAUAUCACGGCCACGGGGGCCAUCACCGUGAUGCUAGCGCUCCAUAGCAUUGGGCGUGUGGCAUUUGCGUCGGCUGGUGAUGCUGAAUGGACUAUCAGCAGCUGGAAGAUGAACCAACUGGACAGGGUGCUGCCAUACCAGGGAAAGCUAUAUGUGGUGAAUUGGGAAGAUGGACUUACACAUGUCUUGCUGAUUGAUCCGCCGCCACCAGUACCAUGGUGUGAGGGAGAGGAAUCGCCAUCUGUGCCAGCACUUCCUCCUCCCAAGACAAUUGUGACAUGUUCAAGCGACGAAAUCCACCUACCUUGGUUGGUUGAAUUGGACUCAGAGAUCUUGCUUGUUGGCUACAAUGACAGCUCCUUUUCACGGAUAUUGGUUCUCAAGUUUGCUGAUCUUGUGUCGGGUAGGACUAUGCCUGUGACAAGCAUCGACAAUCACGUCCUCUUUGCUGGUGCACGGAGCCUGUGUGUCUCAUCCAGUUGGCUGCCUUCCAUUGGUGGAAACUCCGUUGUAUGCUUCCAUGCUGGAGAGAACUAUCUUGCACAAUAUGAUCUCAGUACUGGCACCUGGUCACCGGCCUGUGAUGCACAUGUCAUGCUUAACCCUCCACCACGUCCUUGUGGCCUCAUACAUCACAUUUAUACCUGUUGCGAUAGGCAAUUCUGAGUAUUAUAAAAUGCGGGAUCUACUUUGGAGUUGAGUUUUUUUUCCAAGUUCAAACUCAACAAUCGCGAGUUACUUCCUCCUCUACUAGAACAAAGGUUUGAUGUUUUGCUUCAAGGCAGAACCUGAAUGGUG